UUAACUUAAUAUAGUAUUUAUAUUUUUGUAAAUUUACCUUAUUCGAUAUUGAUUUAUAUUUUAGUUUGAAAUAAACAUUUUUUUGGUAAUAUUAACAUUUUUAAAAAUAGUAAACUUAAAUAAUAAUUUGUCAUACUACGAUUGGUCGUUUAAAUCCUAUGUGGACGCUCUCGAUGGCUUAUAGCCUCAACUUUUAUAUAGUAUAGAUUUUUCUUGCUCCUGUUAGAUGAGUUUGGUUUUAUAAAAUCUGAAGGUAAAAAUGGAAAAUUUUGAUUCAAAGAUUUUACACAUAAAAGUAAAUCCAAAUUAAUUCAUAAUCUUUCAAGUCAAAUGAAUUAUGAAUAUCUAUCAAACAUGAAGAACACAAGAUUUUAAAUGUUAUAUUCAAUUCUUUAAUUGAAUAACAAUAAAUUUAAAAUCUCCUUACUGAAAAGAUUAUGAAUACAAGAACUAAUAAUAUAAGAUUUUGAAAUCAUUUAAUAUAGAUAUUUUAAAUACAAUAACCAAUAACUCUAGAUUUGAUAACAAAAAUUAAAAUCAGUCAUUAAAUAACAUUAGAUUAUAAAAACGAAAAAUCCAUUGGCAGUAAAUUAACAUAGAUUUAAUUUUAUCAUAAUACGUAUUAUAAAUAGAGAAAGCUUACAAGAAAGUUUUUUGCGUUUACACCGAGUAUAAGAAAAUUUUUAAGAAUGUCGGAUUCCGUCAACUCUUCAUCUGCUUCCAAUCAUUUCGACGGCCAGUUGUCAGCUUUGCGAGAGGCCAACGUGCAGUUAGGAUUCCGGAUAAGGACAAAAGUCCAGGAAAUGGAAGAAUUCAACAAGAAAACAACCACCUCCAAAGAUGAGCUCAUAGCUUCCAUAACUUGCAUUGGCAAGUGCAUUGACAGUCUUGAGAGGGCUUUGUUUCAAAACAGGGUGGUGAUAAAUAAUAAAGUGAAUCCACCUAUGUUGGUUAGAAUAUCUAAAGAUAUGACCAAUGAUACACUAAGGUCAAAUGCCAAGCUCCUCAUGGACCAUUUCAAGAAACAUACCCUCCAGUACUUUUCUAAUGCUUUCUUCCCUCCUGUUACUGCACCAGAUGGUGAUGUUUUGCCCAAGUUUGCUAUCUUCAGGUCUCAUCUCGAAAAAUGCGAGUCUCUCUUUGACCAGGUCAUGAUGGAAGGUUAUGAUUGCAACUUGCAAGACAUCUAGCUGAAGAUGAUGAAGCUUCUAACCAGCUUACCUUACAGUGGCAGAGCCAAAAUUGUUAUUUAAAAGAGUCGUUUUAUUGAACUAAUUAUAUAAUAAUAUUAAAUUAUUUAUCUUAUAAGAAUUAUUAAUAUGAAUAUUAUAACUAAAAAGAAUAUCAGUUUGUUAUAAACCCCACGAAUUAUAAUUUUAACUAAAACUUAUAUGUUGUGAAUAAAUAUAUGAAUAUUUUUAUAUUAUAUCAACAUAUGUUUACAUUUCUUUUUAAUAUUAGUGAAUGAAUAGGAUUAUAUUAGUUUUGAUUCUUCAAAAUAUUAAUUUAUCUAAAUAUAUAUUAUAGUAAAGAAGAGAAAAAUAAUCAAAAGGAUUAAAAAAGUUAACAAAUGAUAGGGAAAAAUGAGGUAAAUAAACAUUAAAAUAUUAUUUUAAAAGGCAGAAACAAAAUAAAAAUAACAAAGGUGUCAAGGGAAAUGUUUGACCUCGAGACAAGGGGGUCAACUUAUAUAGAACUCUAACCAAAUUAUCCCACAAUUACUUAACUUUAAUGAACAAAAAAUAAUUUGUAAAAAAUCACAGGGUCAGCUGACCCCCUCACGUAGACAUAGCUCCUCCAAUGUUACCUUAUCAUGUUGGAUAUGCUUACGCACCUGUGGUUUCUAAUGUUAUUGCUGGAUCAAUUAGUUUAUUAAGUGGAUUUUGACACCUAAUGAUGUAUGUGUCAAGUAAUUAUGCUACUCCUUUUAUAUAUUCAGUCUAGUUAAUGGAUAUGUGUUAUUUCAAUGUCUAAUUUGAUUUAAGUGAUUUAUCUCCGGUCUAACUUCCUUCCUACAAUAUAUACACCACACACAGAAAACGGAUAAAAACUUAAUAAUCCAAGAAGAGGAUCUCAUUUUCUUAUCACAUUACAUCGGAGAUGUUCACACCUUUUGUCAUUCAAAUGAAUCAUAUCAGAACAAGUUCUGUUCUGAGUUAUUUAUGUAAUUUAAGCAUCCCUUGCACGAUUUUGUUUCCUGGGAGAUGAAGGUGGAAACAUGAUAACAUGAUAAUUGAAGGGCUGGGAUAACAUGAUAAUUAAGUCUGCUCUUUAAACAUCCACUAAUGAUUCAAGCACUCCAAGCCAAUCUUACUUUAUUUAUGGAGCUCCAGUACGCAUGUACGUUCUAACCAAUCAACUCACAUUGAUUACAUUUGCUUUGAACAGCUGUCUGAAUAUAGCAUGGCUGGUCAAAUGAUUUUUUUUUUUUUGAUAACUCUGGUAUCUGGGCAGCCACAAUCCCAACUAUCGCCCCGAAAGGAGUCCAGCGCCCCAACGGAAGGGAUGUUAAAUCCGUUGUGGCCAAGACUCGAACCCGGGUGGCGGGCAGCACAGUUGUACCUCCUUUACCACCAAGCUACGAGCGCUUGGUUGGUCAAAUGAUUUUCCAUCGUGGGAAUCAUGUCCAAUUAACCAAACGGGCUGUCCAAAUCCGUAUGCUAUAGAUAUAUCCUUGUGUGUGACAAUUAUUGGUGAGUUUGGCAAAUCUUGAAAAUUAUUAGUGAGUUUUGCAAAUCUUGAAGGAAGGAAACGUAGUGGUGUGUGAUGCAAGUAACAAUAGUUCAUAUCAACAGCAAAAAAGUGGGAAACAUUCAUAACAAGUUUUAAAAGAAGUAGUUUUAAUUAUGUAUUGUAAAAGAGAAAGUGGCAACUUGUUGGAUUUGAAUCUGCUAGGAGCGAACCAGAAAGUAAUAUCAAUAAUUUGUUGGAGACAUGAUCUCUAGCUUGCAUUUAGGAUCGUUUCAAGAAAGAUCUUCGCAAAAGAGAGGAAUGCAGACUAUAGGGAGAGCUUCAGAAUUUGGUUGCUUAUCAGGUGACCAGAAAGCAUUCAUCACAAGUUAGUUGGUUUCUCAGGUGUAAGACCUGGAUCACAAUGGAUCAAGAACAUAGAAAACACACACAAUUGCGAAGAUACUAUUUGUGAGGACGACAUUCAUCGCAACUUAUGGAGGAAGUUUUUUUUUUUUUUUUUCUUUAGGGACAUUCAUCGCAACUUAGAGCAGCUGCAACGGGGUAACGUUGAUGGUCCUUAGCGGUUAAUCAUAUGCUUAUCGGAUUAUAAAAAUAUUAUUUGAGCUAAAUAAGCUAAGGAAGAAUCCGUAACUAAGGAUUUAAAGGCGUUGAUCCUUAGAGACGUGGCAGCCGGUGAUACGUUCGGUCCGCUUUCGUCUUUUGUAUACCAAAAAAAAAAGAUUUCAUUUUCGACCGAAGCCGAGAAAAAAAGAAAAGCUCUCGAGGAAAGGCGAUUUCGAUCUGUAUACGAAGGUAAAUCGAAGCCUUCUCGUGCAGAUUUAUGGAUUUAGAUUAGGUUCGAUGUUGUUUUCCUCUCAAUUUAGUGUUUGGUUUUGUGUUUUCAAUCGAUUUGGGGAUAUUUACGUUUGAAAUUAGGGUUUAGAAUAACUGGGUUUUCAAUCGAUUUGGGGUUUAGGUCGUUUGUAGUUAGGGUUUGAAAAGGAUUUUGGUUUCAAACGAUUUGGGGAUCUACUCGUUUGUUCUUACAAUCGAUUUCUUACUCUUUUGUCAUGUUUUGUCAAUAUGGGGAUCUACUCUUUUGUCAUGUUUUGUUAACUCGAUCCCUCUGUUUUGUUCAAUCGGUGCUUGUUUCUCUAAUGCUCUGUGAUUGUUGUUGUUUAUUAUCCACUUCGCUUUAUCUUCUUCGCUUUAUCUUCUUCGCGUUAUCUUCUUCGCUUUAUCUUCUUCGCUUACAUGAUUUCUUUCAGGUUAACGAAUCAUGGGACAAGAUUACUCGUACACCCAGCCUUCUUCAUCAAACGAGUAUGACAUAACGUCCCUUCUUCAAGCAGAAGCUGAACUGUACGCCGAUGGAGCUGAGAGUAGCUACCAUAUUGCUGAGCCGGUUCAGUACCCACCUCAACCUGAGGGUGAUGAUGGAAUCCCGACGACAUGCUACUGUGGUGGUGAGCCUGUUGUUGCAACAUCUUACACGCGUAAAGACCCAGGGAGAAGGUACUUCACCUGCGACAAUAUCGAUGAUGGGGACUGCCACAUAUGGAAAUGGUGGGAUGUGGCUGUUACAGAGGAGAUGAGUGACAUUCAGAGACAACUUAGGCAGCUUAAGGAUCAAGGUUUUGAGUAUGACCAGAAGCUGGUUAAGCUACAGAAGACCGUCUGUGAGUUAUCUAAGAAGAAAUCAGGGGUUAGAAAUGGCUUUGCAUUGGAAGUUGGGUUACUGGUCUCUGUAUUAGUUUUUUUAGGUCUGGCGGUCAUGUUUCUGACUAGUAAGUUUAUCUCUUCUGCUUUUGGUUGUCCUUUAUGCAAUUUUGUAAAACUUUUGACUGUUUGAUCGCAUGUUUUUGCAGCAAGAGCUUCAA
Molecule: messenger RNA, 4553 nt
Organism: Brassica napus (rape)
Lineage: Eukaryota; Viridiplantae; Streptophyta; Magnoliopsida; Brassicales; Brassicaceae
Exons: 2
Coding region: 3953-4525 (190 amino acids)
Molecular function (GO): zinc ion binding
Source: RefSeq, a predicted model, not a curated record